AAUUAGUAAGGUCGUCCAAGGAAAAACCCAGUACACAUGCGUAAACAAAUCCAGGCUUUAAACUUCCUGGUGCUUUACAUCCUGCUAGACAGGUGUAACUACAGACGUUCAUAAUAAUGAAAUGGGCUACGGAGAUGGUGGACGUGACCUCGUCGGUUGAUUCGUAGCUUACCCACCUUGUCACAAUGCAGCAGGAGGAGGUAAUACCCAGCAAGCCUUACUACUUUGCUAACUUCAGGAACACCACUGAGGUUGCAGAGUUUCUGAAGCUGAAGUCGAAGGGUAUAGCAGGGAUGUAUCUGGUGCGACCAAGCUUUAAGAACCCUCAGAACCUCACAGUGUCUGUAGUUGUCAAGGAUAGGACAAUUCGACAUACUAAUAUUAUAGUGGACAAAAGUGGCAGCUGUCGUACCUACUACCUUGUGAAGGAAAAGCAGUUUUGCAAUUUGCAAGAUCUGCUGGACUAUUACAGAACAAACGAUGUUAAGAAUCUGGAGAAGGUCAAUCAUGUACGGUUCCUGAACCCUGUGUUGCGUUCCACCAGAGGGAGCAUUCCUGACGACAGUUCCUCCAACUCAAGCUGUACAUUUCAUCCUCCGUUUACUGUUGCACCUCCCCCUCCUGACAGGCCCCCACUCCCAGAACGCCCAACAACUCUUCAACGUCGCCAUGGUAGUGGCAGCAGCCAGUCCUCUUUGUUGAGUGCAACUUCCUCAAUGCAAGCAAUGUCCCCGAUAGGAUACCAUGCAGGCUUUUCACAGGAUUCUCCGAAAGGGUUCUUCCCCGACACAGUUUUUCCUUCCUCCCCAGGUACGGCUGAUGACCGCCCGCCAGCCCCUCUUCCUGGAGGUCACAGGACAGGGGGUCUGUAUUACUCUACACCCAGGAAUGUUGAGGAGGAUAUCAGUGAGAGAUUGAAAGAAGUGUUAAAGCAGAAUGACCGCUGUGACUGUGGAAUUCCUCGCGAAAUGGCUGACAUGCCUUUAGGUUGGACUGUACACAAAAGUAAAGAUCCAGGUACUUAUGGUAGACUGUUUUAUCAAAAUGUCCAAGGUGUCACAACUUGGAAGAUCCCUGCUGAGGUUCAGGAAAAUAUGACAGUGCAGCAAAAUUACAAUAUCAGAACUCUUACUGAAAUGUUUUCAAACCAGCGGUCUCGGCCUGGUUUUCAGUCGUACCUUGAGUCGCCUUCCAACUCCACAGCAAGUGACAUGAGCGACUUCAGGCCAGACGCAAGUCGCAGAAGCAACAUUGCUGUGUUUAAUGGUCAGAAUCCAAACACAAACUCAACAAAAUUCUAAUGAUACUCCAUGUAUUUAUUUUAUGUUUGAAACUUAAGAUACGUUAAAAGUGUCCUUAAUGUGAUGUUUAACCACUUUUGUUUGCCCUUGUUGCCCCUGUACAGAGAAUAAUGUUACCUUGAUAGUGAACAGUAGUACACAGGUUGCUACGUAAGUAUUUUUACUGUGACCGAUGGUUUAAACACUAGAGGAAUAGACUUAACUGGUGAAGGGAAAAUAUUUUGUGGUGCCAAAAUUCCCCGUUAUACAAUUAAACCAGUAAUACUUUAGCAUGUUAUGUCCUAGAGCUUGUGUUACACGGAAGAUAAACCAGUUGUACACAGUCUAGUAUUAUGAGUUCUGACAAAAUGUUCAAGGAUAUUCAUAAUCAACUUCUCAUUUCUCAUUCUCUUUGUCAAGUUGAUGAUAAGAAUUCACGUGAACAUCCAUCUGUUGGCUGGUUUCUGCUAUCUGUUUAUAAUCGGUUAACAGUCCAUUGCAGUAUCUAUCAGGUAUAGACACUGUACAUGUAAGUGUAUGUCUGAUGUCUUCUUGUGUGUCUGAUGUCUUUUGGACAUCGUAGCAGUGUCAUCGUUACCACUACACUUUGAUUAUAUACAGUGUGAGUGUUUGUUAGGCAUUUGCUAGAAUGUUUUUCAAGCCAAUUUUUGGAGACAAAUCAAAGAUGUUGUUAUCAGCCUUGUUGUACUGCCAGCCUAUUUUCAGUAUCUAUAGGAAAAUUAUGAAGAAAAAGAAGAAAACUGGUACCUUGAUAACUGUUGUUGAUAAGGGAGGUGGCAAAUAAAAUGAAGGACAAAGUCAAGGUUUACUUUCUGCCAGUGGAUUAUAUCAUACUGAUGCAAGUACAUAUUCAGCGGGUUUUUCGGCCAACCAAAACCUUUAGAAAUUUCGUCAUAAUGUUGAUGUAGAAAAAAAAUAGCAAUUCAAAUUUGGGGGUCUACUAGAUGCUAGAAAUCUUUUUAUUUAAGCAGACAUAUACUUAUUAUUCUAGCAAUAUCUAAAUACCCACAAUUUCACUAGUUCAAUCCAUAAAGGUUUGUGUUUUAUUUAAUUAUUAUUAAUGCUUAUCAUAGCUGCAGUGAUCUAGGCCCACCAUAUCCCUGCCGUUUGCUCAUUAGCUCAAAUUGUGAAUAUUAAACAUGUAUAAAAAUAACUCGCUAUAUGGUAAUUUCUUUUGCCAACAAGUGCAUUAAUGCCAAUUAAUGUCUCCACAAUGAAAUAUUAAACUCGCCCCUGUAAGUAGGCAGGAUAAUGUUGUCUCAACUGUAUUUGUAUUGAUUUGUUUUUGUGUGAGGCUUAUGACUUUAGAAUUCAAGCUGUGUUUUCUUUU
Mizuhopecten yessoensis (Yesso scallop) is the source of this 2631-nucleotide messenger RNA. RefSeq lists its product as uncharacterized. The record is from RefSeq and is a predicted model, not a curated record. The transcript is spliced from 4 exons. Bases 186 to 1301 code for a protein of 371 amino acids. NCBI's taxonomy places the organism in Eukaryota, Metazoa, Mollusca, Bivalvia, Pectinida, Pectinidae.